Aspergillus melleus is the source of this 1044-nucleotide messenger RNA. RefSeq lists its product as uncharacterized. Gene Ontology annotation, molecular function: L-ornithine transmembrane transporter activity. Bases 1 to 1044 code for a protein of 347 amino acids. Lineage: Eukaryota; Fungi; Ascomycota; Eurotiomycetes; Eurotiales; Aspergillaceae. The record is from RefSeq and is a predicted model, not a curated record. Gene Ontology annotation, biological process: mitochondrial L-ornithine transmembrane transport. The transcript is spliced from 7 exons.
AUGAUCUCCGCCGCGGGGUUCCGCCCCGUCGUGCUCUCGGCUGGCAUGCCGAUGUCUCGUGGCUGUCCUAUCUUGCCCCGUGACCAGACGAACAUGGCCUCCGAACUCUCGACCACUGCUCCCUGCCCCCUUGUCCAGACCUCCGACAACGGCAUCUCCCCGGCCGCAAAGGAGGUUGUGGUGGGAGCCGCUGGGGGGAUCACCCAAGUGCUGAUUGGUCAACCUUUCGACAUUGUCAAAGUCCGCAUGCAAAACCGCGUCGAUGGCGGCGCGGUUCAUAUUGCUAGGAAUUUAUGGAAACAGGAGGGCCCGAAGGGGUUUUAUAAAGGAUCUCUCGCUCCGUUCGUAGGAGUCGGCGCCUGCAUAAGCAUAGUCUACACAACCUACCACCUCGUGACCUCCACCCUAAAAUCAACCCUCUCAAUCCCCACCCUCACCACCCCCCAAACCUACCUCUCCGGCGGCCUCGCCGGCCUCACAAACAGCCUCGUCUCCGGGCCCAUGGAACACAUCCGGAUCCGUCUACAGAUGCAAUCCGCGAACCCGGCAGAACGCACCUACAAUGGGACUGCGGACUGCGUGCGCCAGAUCCUGAGACGGGGUGGGUUGCGGGCGCUGUAUCGCGGACAGUCGGCGACGGUGUUGAGGGAGUUUCAUAGUUAUGGGAUUUGGUUUGCGGUUUAUGGGGCGUUGAUGGAGGGGGUGGAAAGGAGGGAGAGGGAUGGAGGUAAGGCAGUGGAGGGUAUUGGUACUGGCACUGAGGAGGUGCAGAUCCCCGGGUGGAAAGUCGCGGCGUGUGGUGCCAUCACCGGCGAGAUCCUCUGGGCUAUGAAUUAUCCUUUCGACGUGGUCAAGAGCACCAUGCAGGCGGACGGGUUCGGGGCCCAGAGACGCUAUCGUGGCAUGGGUGAUGCCGUGCGGCAUAUCUGGCGUGUGGAUGGCUGGCGAGGGUUCUUUCGGGGACUGGGGCCGACGUUGGGGAGAGCGGUGCCUGUGUCGGCGGGGACGUUCUUGGUGGUUGAGGCGGUUCGGAAGUCGCUGUAG